AUGUCAGAAAUAACCUACGCCCCAACCAACUCUUCAUACACUUCAAUCUUAGAGUUUUCCAUAGUUAACUUGCGAUACGCAAAGCCUGAAACUCCUAAACCUCUUGUGAUCGUAACACCAAAGCAAGAAUCUCAGAUCCAAACCGUCAUAUCUUGUUGCAAGAAGCAUGACAUUCAAAUGAGGAUUCGCGGUGCAGGCAAUGACUUCGAGGGCCUCUCGUUUGUGUCACAAGUUCCUUUCGUCUUGCUUGAUAUGCUCAAUCUUCGGCACAUUGAGGUUGAUCCUGUAGCUGCUACGGCUACAAUUCAAUCCGGGGCAACAGGUGGUGAGGUCUAUUAUGCCGUUGCACAAAAAAGCAAGACACUUGGUUUUUUAGGCCCGUCGUUUGCUCCUGUUGGUGUGACCGGAUUCAUUGGUCAUGGAGGGUAUGGCACAUUACGACGAAAGUAUGGCCUUGCAGCUGAUAAUGUCAUUGAUGCCCGCAUUAUGAAUGAUAAUGGUGAUAUUCUCGACAGAGAAUCAAUGGGCGAAGAUCUGUUUUGGGCUAUUAGAGGAGGAGGCCCUUCAAGUUUCGGAGUCAUUCUUUCUUGGAAGAUCAAACUAGUUCCGGUUCCAGAGACCGUGACAAUGUUUAAAGUCAGGACUAUAGAUCAGAACGCAACUGAAAUUGUUCAUAAGUGGCAAACGAUUGCCCCGAAUCUUCCAAGAGACGUGGAAAUGAGGAUCAAUGCAUAUCCAUCCACGGACUCUUUGACUGACGAGACGACAGUAGUUAUAGAGUUUGUAGGAACGUACCUCGGGACAAUAGAUAAACUAGUUCCCAUGAUGCAAGAAAGAUUUCCCGAGUUAAAUUUGGGUAAACAAGAUUGUUCUGAAGUUGGUUACACUCAGUCUGCUCUGGAUUUUCCCCUGGAUUUACCUAACCGGCCUCUUGAGGUUCUGUUGGAAAGAUCUACAUUCAAACUCCCCAAGAAAGUAAAAUCCGUGCAUGUGACAAGACCAAUUUCCAAACAAGGCUUACAAGGAAUGUGGGAUUUUCUUCGUAAAUACGAGACUGGGACGUACAUUGUCUUGACAUCAUUUGGGGGUAGAAUGGAUGAAAUCUCGGAAUCAGCCAUUCCAUACCCUCACAGGCCAGGGGUGUUGUACAUGAUAUUUUGGCGAGUACGUACAUCAGAAGAUCCCGCAGCAGCUUUUAGUUGGAUCAGAGACUUCUACAGCUACAUGGCUCCCUAUGUAGUCUCUCCCAGAACUGCCUACGCGGCUUGUACUGAUCUUGACUUGGGAGUAAACAAUCAAAAUGGUGUCACUACUUAUGCUCAAGCAAGCAAAUGGGGUAAAAUGUACUUCAAGAAUAAUUUUGAUAGAUUGGUUCACAUCAAAACCAAAGUUGAUCCAGCUAACUUCUUUAGGCAUGAGCAAAGUAUCCCUCCACUUUGA
This is a messenger RNA of Daucus carota subsp. sativus, 1440 nucleotides long. Its product is annotated as tetrahydroberberine oxidase. NCBI's taxonomy places the organism in Eukaryota, Viridiplantae, Streptophyta, Magnoliopsida, Apiales, Apiaceae. The transcript has a single exon. Bases 1 to 1440 code for a protein of 479 amino acids. The record is from RefSeq and is a predicted model, not a curated record. Gene Ontology annotation, molecular function: FAD binding; oxidoreductase activity.